AUGUCGACACGCAUUGAGCAGAUUCUCACCGACACGAGCCGCGACUGUGGCUCUUGCUCGCCCGGGACGCCCUCGAUUGCUCCCUCUCUUACCUACUCCGAAGACUCUGAGGACCAAGAUGAGCUGCCUCAACCAGAACCGCACAGAAGGCGCCGAGCCUCUACCAGGCUGAUUUCUCAGAGUGCAGCAGACAUUCAAAGAAUCACUGGCGAGUCUACGACGGAGCUGAUCAACAGAUGUUGCGGCGGAGGCUGCUGCAUGAAGCUGGGCCAGAAGAAGAAGGAAGGCUUGGAAUAUGAAAGCAUUCCUCUUCCCGACAAUGACGCCUUCCGGAGUCUUUGCCUUAAGAUUGCGGAGAUUCCCAAGGUGCUCAACAAUGUUGCCGAGAUGCCCCAGCAGACGGCUUUCUUGAAGCCCAUACGCCGCACAUCGGACCGUUUGCCGUCACCUACCGACUCGGCAAUCUCGGUGAGCAGCCCGCGUGAUGCUUCCGACGCGUCCGAUCAACUCAGCAAGAGUCUGGCCAAGCUUGAGCUGGAAGACCUCGACACCACUAUUCAGCCACCGUCAUUUGUGCAGCCACACCCACCCUACCAUGUCUUCCCGGCCAAGAUUCACAACACUCGAGAGCUGACAAAGCUCGGCGCUGAGAAGAGAACUUACCAUUUCGAUCUCGACAUUACGGACUACCCCACUGAGAAUGGCCUUGACUUCAAGGUUGGUGGGGCCAUCGGAGUCUCUGCACCCAAUGACACUGAAGUUGUCGAAGAGAUUCUCGAUCUGCUCGGUGUGCCGCGGUACCUCCGCGACAAGCCAGUCCUCCUGCAGACAACGAGUGGUCGAUGGCCUACCGUCUGGGGCGAUGAGCAAGCCCGUGAACUCGUCACCACCCGCAGAGCCUUGCUCACUUGGUGCUCUGAUAUCCAGUCAUACCCACCUACCAAGCAGCUCCUUAGAGUGUUGGCUGAAUAUGCCAACGAUCCCAAUGAGAAGAAGCUUCUCAUGUUCCUUUGUGCAGGCGAAGGUCAAGGUGUAUUCUGCGAUUUCCGCACGGGCCCUCACGUGUCGCUGUCCCAGAUUCUUCAUGCAUUCCCCUCUUCUAAGCCGCCGUUGGAUCUCUUGCUUUCGGUCCUGCCGCCUUUGAUGCCGCGCUUCUAUUCGCUGUCCAAUGACCCCCAUGAGAACUUUGAGGUCCGCGACGGCAAGCAGCACCGCCUCAUUGAGAUUGCUGUCACUGUUCACGAGUCUGCAGAUUGGCGCAAGGGACAACGGACAGGAAUUGGCUCUGGCUUCUUUGAGCGUCAGUCUCGCAAGUACACUGCAAUGCAGGCAGCUGGUGAGCCUGCUCCACAAAUCUAUAUCCCCAUGUUCAAGGGAUUGAUGGCAAACCCAUUGGCCAAGCAAUUCGUGUCCGAUGGCCCAAUGCUGCUCAUUGGCGCCGGUGUUGGCAUUGCCCCAUUCCGAGGCUUUGUUCAGCGCAGACUGAAGAAUGCAAACUGUGCCAACAAGGUGUGGGUGCUCCAGGGUAUCCGUGACUCCUUGGUCGAUGAAAUCUACCAGGGUGAAUGGGGAGUUCACGAAAGCGACGUCAAGCGCAUUGUCGAGAGUCGCCGUGGCGAAGGUAGAUAUGUGCAGGAAGAGGUUACCAACCAGGCUGAUUUAGUCUGGUACGUCAUCAACUCAGUGGAUGGCCGAGUCUUUGUCUGCGGAAGCUCCAAGGGCAUGGGCGAAGGUGUUGAAGAAGCACUUGUCGACGUGGCAAUGAAGAAGGGCAACCUGGGACGACCCGAGGCACAGAAGUUCUGGGACCUCAAGAAAGAGGUUGGCCAGUACAUUGCAGAGGCAUGGUAG
This is a messenger RNA of Pestalotiopsis fici W106-1, 1851 nucleotides long. RefSeq lists its product as uncharacterized. Gene Ontology annotation, biological process: homocysteine metabolic process. The transcript has a single exon. NCBI's taxonomy places the organism in Eukaryota, Fungi, Ascomycota, Sordariomycetes, Amphisphaeriales, Sporocadaceae. The coding region runs from base 1 to 1851 and encodes 616 amino acids. Gene Ontology annotation, cellular component: cytosol. The record is from RefSeq and is a predicted model, not a curated record. Gene Ontology annotation, molecular function: [methionine synthase] reductase (NADPH) activity; FMN binding; flavin adenine dinucleotide binding.